Messenger RNA from Physeter macrocephalus (sperm whale), 1020 nucleotides. RefSeq names its product serine/arginine repetitive matrix 3 (gene SRRM3). Gene Ontology annotation, molecular function: mRNA binding. The record is from RefSeq and is a predicted model, not a curated record. Lineage: Eukaryota; Metazoa; Chordata; Mammalia; Artiodactyla; Physeteridae. The coding region runs from base 1 to 1020 and encodes 339 amino acids. The transcript is spliced from 11 exons.
AUGUCCUCCACAGUGAACAACGGGGCGGCCAGCAUGCCGUCCCCGCCCGACGCGGCGAACGGCUUUCCGCAGCCGGGCGCUUCGUCGGGGGCCUGGCCGCGGGCAGAGGAGGAGCUGCGCGCCGCGGAGCCCGGCCUAGUGAAGCGCGCGCACCGCGAGAUCCUGGACCACGAGCGCAAGCGACGCGUGGAGCUCAAGUGCAUGGAGCUGCAGGAGAUGAUGGAGGAGCAGGGGUACUCAGAGGAGGAGACCCGGCAGAAGGUCAGGACUUUCCGGCAGAUGCUAAUGGAGAAGGAGGGAAUGCUCGCCAGGGAGGACCGGCCUGGGGGCCACGUCGUGGCGGAGACCCCGCGGCUGAUCGAGGGCUCCGAGCAGGACCUGGAGUACGCGCCCUUCGACGAGGACGACGGCCCGGUGGGCUGCGACUGCCCGGCCGCCUGCUACCGAGGGCACCGGGGCUACAGGACCAAGCACUGGUCCAGCAGCUCGGCGUCGCCCCCUCCCAAGAAGAAGAAGAAAAAGAAAGGCGGCCACCGGAGAAGCCGCAAAAAGAGGAGACUAGACUCCGAGUGCAGCUGUGGGAGCUCCUCACCCCUGCGCAAGAGGAAGAAGAAUGUGAAGAAACACCGCCGAGACAGGUCUGAUUCUGGGUCCCGGAGGAAGAGACGGCACAGAUCUCGAAGCCCCAAGAGCAAAAGGAAAGAAAAGAACAAAGAAAGAAAGAGGCCACAUGCAGAGACCCCAGGCCGGAGGUCCCAUCGCCACAGCAGCGGCAGCUCCCACAGUCCCUCACUGUCCUCCCAUUACAGUGAUUCCAGAUCACCCAGCAGGCUGAGUCCCAAGCACCGAGACGACGGGCGGAAGACGGGCAGCCAGCGGUCCAGCGGGAGCCGGUCUCCUUCCCCGUCCGGCGGCAGCGGAUGGGGGUCACCCCAGCAGAACGGCGGCAGCAGGCAGCGGAGCGGAGCUCACGGGGGCCGCCCCGGCUCGACGCACAGCUCGCUCGAUCCUCCCAUUUGA